CAAGAAUUUCUCCAAAUCUCGUACCAAUUUCUCACACAUUUGUUUUUCAUCAAUGGCAGACUCUAUUCUCUUCAAUCUUGCUGGAACCCUUAUAACAAAAUUGGGCUCUUACGCCCUCCAAGAACUUGGACUGCUCUUGGGUGUCAACGAUGAGCUUGAGAAGCUCAAAGACACCGUUUCUGCCAUUGAAGCCGUGCUUCUCGAUGCAGAGGAGCAGCCAUCCAAGAGCCAUGCACUGAAGGAUUGGCUUUCAAAGCUUAAGGAUGUUUUCUACGAGAUUGAUGACCUGAUCGAUGAGUUCGAAUAUGAAGCUUUGAGAAGACAAGUUAUGACGAGAAAUAGAACAAAAACCAAACAGGUCCGUAUAUUCUUCUCCAAAUCUAAUCAGAUUGCGUUUAGUCACAAGAUGGUUGGGAAAAUUAAGGAAAUCAGGGAGAGGCUAAAAGUUAUUAAUGAUGAUAGAACUCAAUUCCACCUAUCUGAGCGUGUGAUAAAUAAUCCAACGGUUGGUAAUGCCUUGAGGAAUAUACGUGACCCCGGCGAUUAUAUACUUGAAGAGGAGGUGAUCGGUAGAAAUGAUGACAAGAAAGUAAUCAUAGAUCUUCAAUUAAGUUCCAACACUAGAGAAAAUAUUGCUGUUGUUGCUACAGUUGGAAUGGGAGGAUUAGGAAAGACUACCCUUGCUCAAUCUGUCUAUAACGAUAAGAUGAUGGCAAAACAUUUUGAAUUGAAGUUGUGGGUGUGUAUUUCUGAAGAAUUUGAAGUAAAACUUAUUAUUCAAAAUAUAAUAGAGUAUGCAACUGGGGAGAAACCUGAAUCGUUCCUUCAAAUGGCUCUCUUGCAAACUAAACUUCGAAAGCUUGUGGAUGGAAAAAGAUAUUUGCUUGUGAUGGAUGAUGUGUGGAAUGAGGAUCGUGAAAAAUGGGAUACUUUGAAAAGAUUUCUAAUUGGUGGUACAAAGGGGAGUAAGAUUUUGAUCACAACACGUAGCCACCAAGUUGCAAAUACUUUUGAUCCAACUUCAUUGCAUCCUUUAGAAGAACUAAAUAACAACAACUCUUGGUUAUUGUUUCAAGAUAGGGAACUUUAUCAAAUUAUGGAACAAGGAGGCCUAAAAACCAUGCUAUCAAUACUUAAGCUUAGUUGUAACCACCUCCCUCCUAAUUUGAAGCAAUGUUUCCAGUAUUGUGCUUUGUUCCCCAAAGAUUUUGAGAUUCGAAAGGAUGAAGUAAUAAUGCAAGGGAUGGCACAAGGUUUCAUUCAACCAAAUGACAAAGAUAAGCUUGUUGAUAUUGGUGAAGAUUAUUUUAUGGAGCUAUUAUCAAAGUCAUUCUUUCAAGACGUCAAAAAAGAUGCAUUGGGAGACAUAAUUACAUGUAAGAUGCAUGACUUGAUGCAUGAUAUUGCUUGUUCAGAGAAUGAUAUGAAUGCCCCCACACUCAACAAAAGAACUCGUCAUGUUUCAUUGGACUUAACAUCAGGGGAAGAAUUGGAAAAACUUCCGAAAAAACUAUAUGAGACAAGAAAUUUGAGGACAUGUUUUCUGCAAUAUGAUCUAUAUAAUUCCAUCGGGAGCGAUAACAAUUUCAAUAAAAUAUUUUCAAGUGUCUUUUAUAAUCUUUUGAGAUUACGGACAUUGGGCUUGCAGUUGAUUAUUGACAACCAGAGUGUAAAGCUUCUUAAAUGCAUUAACAACUUGAAACAUUUGAGAUAUCUGAAAAUAGAGAUCAUUACCUAUACUAAAUUUUUUCUGAAUUCUAUUUCUGGAUUGUACAAUUUGGAAGUACUUAUCGUCAGAUGUACAGGGUUAAAAGAAUUUCCUAGAGAUAUAAAAAAUUUGACCAACCUUAAACAUCUUGAACUUAUUGGGAAUCCGAAUAUAGAAUUCUUUCCAAACUCUAUUAUUGAGUUGAAUAAUUUGGAAAGACUUUUCCUCCGGGGCUAUAAUAAGGUAAAAGAAUUGCCGCAAGAUAUCCAAAACUUGAUCCACCUUCAGCGUCUUGAUCUUGGUCGGAAUAGCAAUAUAGAAUUUCUCCCGGAUUCUAUUACUGAGUUGUAUGAAUUAAAAACACUCAUCCUUGAAGAAUGUACAAAAUUAAAAGAAUUGCCUAGAGAUGUCCAAAAUUUGAUUAAUCUUAGGCAUCUCGAUCUUUCAAAUACUGCUAUAGAAUUCCUUCCGAGUUCUAUUACUCAAUUAAAAAAUUUGGAAACACUUCUCCUUUAUCUUUGUGAUAAAUUAAAAGAAUUACCGGAAGAUACGAGAAACUUGAUCAACCUUAGGCAUCUUAGUAUAUGCGGAUGCAAGGCUUUGACUCAUAUGCCAAAAGGACUAGGUGAGCUGACUCAUCUUCAAAGAUUGGAUGUAUUUAUGUUAGGAAAGGAUAAUAAUGGUGGUGGAUUAAGAGAGUUGGAUGGACUUAACAAGUUAAGUGGAUUAUUAAAGAUUGAAGGAUUGCAAUUUUGUUCAACUGUUGAUCUACAAACGAACGCUAAGUUCUUGCAACGGAAGUCAGGUCUUCAAUAUUUGCAGUUAGAGUGGAACGACGAUUCAUUUAAUGAGCCUACAAUCGGUGCUUCGGACUAUGACUACGAAAGAGUUUUAGAAUGCCUACCGCCACAUUCAAAUCUUCAACAAAUAUGUAUACGGGGAUACAAAGGAGUAAAGUUAUGUAAUUGGCUAUCCUCUACCUCUUAUUCCUUUGGUGGUAUGAUCCACAUGGAAUUUUCAUCUUGUGAAAGAUUGCGGCACCUUCCUCAAUUUGAUCUAUUUCCUAAUCUCAAGGUCCUUUGUCUUCAUGACUUGCCCUCUAUCGAAUACAUUGUAGGCAACCAUAAUUAUCCUUGUUCAUCAACUUUCUUUCCAUCCCUCGAGACUUUUAUCAUUUCAGACAUGCCUAACUUGAAGAGAUGGUGGAGGAAGGGUCAAACCUCAACAAAAUCUGCUCAAAACCGUGUCUUGUUUCCUGUAGUAUUUCCUUGCCUCUCUGAAUUAAUCAUUUGGAAAUGUCCUCUGCUUGCUUCGGUUACAUGUGAUGCACCUAUGAAGUCAUUGGAAAUAAAUGAUGAAUUUGAUGUUGUAUCGUGGAAAAGUUUUCAAAGUCUCUCCAUUCUGCUUAUUUCCUCCGUUUCCCAAUGGGAGUUUUUGUCCAAUUGUUUGCAACAUGUGACCACUCUUCAACAGUUGGAUACAAAAGACUGUCCAAAUUUGACGAGUCUACCAGAAUCGAUUGGCAACCUCACAUCACUCUCAAAAUUGCUGUUGGUGCAUUGUCCAGAUUUAAUAAGUCUACCAGAAUCGAUCGGCAAUACAUCACUCUCAAAAUUGAGGAUUUCUAAUUGUCCAGAUUUAUCGAGUCUACCAGAAUCGAUGGGCAACCUUACCUCGCUUACAGAAUUGGAGAUUAGUUGUUGUCCAAAGAUAACUUCGUUGCCGGAAGGGAUUCGCCACCUCUACUGUUUACAAUCGUUGAAAAUUAUAUGCUCUCCCAUAUUAUUGAAUGAAAGGUGCAAUGAAGAAACAGAAGAAGAUUGGCCUAAAAUCCCCAAUGUAAACAUUUAUUGAAUCUAUAAAUCCUCCAAAGCCAUUACAAUUUAUGUCUCAUCGCACUCUAAAAGCAGCAGAUUUGUUAUGGCCAGAAGAGAUGUGCCACUGCCUUGAUCACCUUGACUCUCGAGCCCAUUCAAGGCCAACAAUUGCACACGAUUUCUCCAAAAUUGCCAAAUCUUUGGAAGAUUCACUAUUUGGCAUAAAUUCUUACACAAAAUGACCAAAUCAUUCAGGCAUAUGAAUAGCUAACUCCCUCUGUGCUUCCUUCAAAACUCACACACAAGUCCCACUGACAUAAAGAACCGAAGCCCAAAACUUGGAAAACAAAUUCCAAGAGUCAGAGAAUAGUCAACUUCAAAAUGAGUAAUGAUCCAUGUUGAUGCAGUAUUCCGUCGAGCUCCACAGGUCGGUCACGAGCUAACUAGAGCGAGCUACCGAUGUGCGACCUUUGAGACAAUGAGACCUGUAGAAGGAACAAACACUCUGGUGUCCAAGUUAGUGUGAACAUUUCUCGGAGCAUAAUAGCGCGUACCUGAAAUAUGGGGUGGAGUGUCCCCUUUUAUAGGCAGGUGGGGGAGACAAGGCUGUUGGAGCCGUUCCCACGGGCGGUUACGGUUGUCGGCCCCCAAGUCGAUUGUCUGAUUCUUCAGGUGCAUCCACGUGUCAAUUGCUAAAUUUCACCUCCAACGAUCGAAUUGUCUCCCCUGCAUGCUCCUCUCUUUUCUCAUAAAGUUAAGAACUUGUGCAAAUUGGGAUUUGAUAAUUUUGGUUAGGAUUUCAUUAUAUAAUUGUAGAUCAAUCUCUAAUAUUAGUGCUGGGGUUUCUAACAUUAAUGUUGCAGGAUGAGUUUGUUUUUAAUCAUAUCAAUGCUUUGCUGCUGAAUAUAGAUGGGAGAUAGAAGCCAAGAGUUGGAGGUGACAAAAAUUCAAGAUUUGUGUAUGGAUUGACAACCUCGCAUCACUCUCAUCACUGAUUAUUUGGGGUUGUAUAAACCUUCAUCAGUCGUUAGAGCUGCUGAUUUUUAUGGCCCCAACCACUGAAUCCUGGCGACCAGAACGGACGUGGCACCGCCUUGAUCCUGUGGAGAGAUGCAAGCAAAGAAUUUAGCUUAGUUUAUACACAAAAUUACCAAAAUAACCUCUUUGCUUC
Molecule: messenger RNA, 4696 nt
Organism: Momordica charantia (bitter melon)
Lineage: Eukaryota; Viridiplantae; Streptophyta; Magnoliopsida; Cucurbitales; Cucurbitaceae
Product: putative disease resistance protein RGA1
Source: RefSeq, a predicted model, not a curated record